Messenger RNA from Schizophyllum commune H4-8, 1527 nucleotides. Its product is annotated as acid phosphatase/Vanadium-dependent haloperoxidase. Lineage: Eukaryota; Fungi; Basidiomycota; Agaricomycetes; Agaricales; Schizophyllaceae. The record is from RefSeq and is a predicted model, not a curated record. The transcript has 3 exons. Gene Ontology annotation, biological process: phospholipid metabolic process. Bases 193 to 1365 code for a protein of 390 amino acids. Gene Ontology annotation, molecular function: phosphatidate phosphatase activity.
GGGCAACGCAUUACGCCCGUCGCAGCGUCAUAGUCGACGCAUGACGACCUUUCGCUGCUGCCAGACCCAUAAUUAGGCCUUCAGCCACCCGCAAGCUAGCAAUGACAUACCCAGACACGCUCCACCCGCGCGUCUCUAUAAAGUCUGCCUCGACGUGAACUCUCUCCGACGACGAACCUGCGCGCGACCGCCAUGCUCAACAAGCGCCCCCUCAACGCCUACUCUGCGGGUGUUAGCCCUGCGCCACGAUUCCGCUUCCUGCCAUGGAUUCGCCUGCACGGGCUGGACCUGAUCACGAUGGCGCUCAUGGGCGCGCUGGGCCUUGGGAUUUACUGGGCCGACCCCGCGCCCAGCAGGUCCUUCCCCGUGUACUUCAGAGACGGGGAGAUCGUGUACCCGCAGUACGCGUAUCCCCUUCGCAAGGAGAUUGUGCCCAUUUAUGCGGCGGCUCUCAUUGCGUUCUUCGCCCCGUUCUUCUUCUUCUGCCUCUUCCAGUGGCGGAGGAGGAGCUUGGAUGACUUGCUCACGACGACUAUGGGACUACUGAAGAGCUUGAUUACGGCGGCGGUGUUCCAGGUCUGGCUCAAAUGGCUUAUUGGCGGCCUGCGUCCGCAUUUCCUGACCGCCUGCCAACCUAAUGUCGACCCCGCAAACCUCAAUGGUGUGGGCUUCGGUUCGAUCUACUUCGACCGCACCGUCUGCACCGGCGACCGUGACCAAAUUAACGACUCCCUCGAAUCCUUCCCAUCUGGCCAUUCGACUGCAGGAUGGGCUGGCCUCUUCUAUCUCGCACUGUACUUCAACGCGCAGCUGAAGGUCAUGAGCGCGCACAACCCCGCGUACUGGAAAAUGAUCCUGUUCUUCUCUCCCCUGCUCGGUGCGACGCUCAUCUCUGGCGCUCUGACUAUUGACGAAUACCACCACUGGUACGACGUGCUCGCUGGUGCGAUCAUUGGUACUUCGACCGCCAUCGUCGCCUACCGUCAGACCUUCGCCGCCAUCCUGGACUUCCGCUUCAACCACAUCCUCCUCCCGCGCACCACGUCCAUGUUCCACCGCAUGCCCUACUUCCCCGAGCGUGCAAUGACGGACGGACGUGCUGGCGGGAUUAUGCAGCAACUGCCGUACUUCAACUACCACCCGGGCUACGACUACACGACAUCGUCGCUGCCGUUCACGCGCGACGGUGGCUGGGGAUGGGGUCAGGAGGCGUUCGCUGGCGCGCCGAACGACGCGUCGGGCUUGGGAGGGUUCGGCGGUGGGACGAUGGGUGGUGUUCCCCCUUCGGGUGCCCAUCACACUGGCGGAGGCGCGCUGGGCAGGGCCGAGGCUGGCUACGGAAAUGGCGCAGGCAAUCGCAUCUAAUCCCUUUCGUGACCUUCAAAGUUCUGUUACCUUUUCACUUGCCUGUACUCACUUGGUUUUGGACUGCUUUCGAACGCAACUGUACUCCUUAUGUUGUUACGACCUGUACUACCUGCUACUUCCGAUAUUGCUCUCUCAAUACCCGAUUUGUGAGUGUGCUGA